GCCGCGACGGGCCGCCUGUGUAGUGUAGUGCAGUGAGUGGUGUGGAUACUGUCAUGUGGCGGGUGCGAUGGCGCUAGACACCAUGUACCGCCGCCCCCUGCUGCUGCUGGCCCUGCUGGCGGCCGCGCUCGCCAACCAGCUCGAGGAUAUACCUCACAAUGAAGUCAAGAACUGGGCGUUGAAAUUCGGCGUCGAUCUCUGGGAGUUCGGCCGACACUUCACCAAGAUAAACCAAAUACAGAACAAAUACCACGAGUACAAUGUAGAAGUGGUCCGGAAAGACGGGCUGCUGCUAGUCCGGGAGUUAGCCUCCGAAGUCAAGAACCACAUGGAUUUCAAGAUAAACGCGGUCAUGCGUAUAAUGGACUCGGCGGAGGCGGCAGCGCUGUCAGCAGGCAGCAGCAGCACUGACGGGUCCCCGGGCUCGUACUACGACGCUCGCUGGCUCAACGUCCACGCGGAUGACGGCACGCUCGCCGCUCGCGCGCGCCGCUUGUUACUGUCACCCAGUAGACACUUCGACCACAUCGCCGUCAACACCAGCUAUAGUGCCGUCCUCAUGCCGCCCUACAUCAGCACUGAUGACGGCGAGGUACAGAACCAGAUAGCGUGGUCGGAGCACCUGGAUCCGCUGUUCGUAAACAACUACGAGAUCGACCCCACACUCUCCUGGCAGUACUACGCCUCAUCCACCGGGUUCAUGAGGCGGUAUCCAGCAAUGUCAUGGCCUCCCGAGGACGGGUACUCGCACCACGCGCGGGACUUCUACGACUUCCGCUCGUCGAAUUGGUUCGUCGAGGCGGCGACGUCGCCCAAGGACCUCGUGAUCCUGCUCGACGACUCCGACGACCUGGGCUCGUCGUACCGUCGCCUGGCGAAGGCGACGGUCUCCGCACUGCUCGACACACUCGGCCCCAACGACUUCGUCAAUAUAUACCGCUACAGCGACACCGUGUCGGAGCUGCAUCAGUGUUAUACGAAGAUUCUGGCUCAGGCGGUGCCGGAGACAAUACGCGAGCUGAAGAGCGCGCUGUGGGCGGCGGAGGCGGCCGGCGGGGCUGCCAACCUCACCGCCGCGCUCACUACCGGCUUCGAGAUACUACAUCGGUACAACCGCACCGGACAAGGCUGUCAGUGCAACCAGGCGAUAGCGGUGAUCGGCGCGGGGGGCGGCGCGGGCGGGGUGAAGGGUGUGUUCCGAACUUGGAACUGGCCGCACAUGCCCGUGCGCAUAUUCACGUACCGCGUGGGCGGGGACGCCGCCUCCGGACACAACAUGAAGGACAUGGCGUGCACUAAUAAAGGUUUCCACGUGACCAUCAACGAGCACAGCGAGGUGCGGGCGAAGGUGCUACACUUCGUGGAGGUGCUGGCGCGGCCGCUGGUGAUGUACCAGACCCUGCACCCGGUGCACUGGAGCCCCGUCUACGUCGGCGGACGGAGUAGCAGCUUGGACGACGACGGGAUGGGACAGCUGAUGACGUCGGUGACUGUCCCAAUUUUCGACAGGCGCAACCACACGCAGCGAGAGGCGAACUUGCUGGGUGUGGUGGGAACGGACGUGCCAGUCGAUCAAAUAAAGAAGCUCGUGCCACCAUACAAGUUGGGAGUAAACGGAUACUCGUUCAUGGUGGAUAACAACGGGCAUGUUUUGUACCAUCCUGAUUUGAGACCAUUGCAUACUAAUGAGGAGUACACGGAAACUCUCCGUCCGCUGUACUCGAGCGUGGAUGUGACGGACGUGGAACUGCUGGUGGACUCGGACGAGAACUCUCGCGUCAACCUCACCUCGCUGCUGCUUGACUUGCGUCACGACAUGAUAGAGCAGCGGGAGGGCGAGACGGAGAUCGGAGUGAAGGUGCAAUACGACAUGCGGCGGGUGGCCACGCGGAGACAGCGCUACUUCUAUUCCCCGGUAGAGGGCACGCCGUACUCGCUCGCCGCCGUCCUGCCAGACGGAUACGGCAUGUACGAGCUACAGGCCGAGCAGGAGAUUAAGCAUAGCCCUAUCAAUGUCACGGAAUACUUUAAGGGCGAGAACUGGAAAGUCCAUCCAGACUGGGUGUACUGCGAGUACGCGUCCACGUCAGACGUGACGUUCAGUUCGGCGGAGGAGCAGCUGGUCCACUUCCUAAGCCGCGCCGGCCGGCCUGGCUGGAAGUGGAUGUCGCUCCGCCCGCGAGCACUGACGCUGCACAACGCACACAAGAAGCAAGACCGCGACGCGUACUAUUGUGACAAAACCUUGGUACAGUCACUAGUACGCGACGCGAUGGUGAUCAAAGAAUUGGACGCUCACACUGGACACGCCAGUCACCACUCCCACCCGAUAGGAAUAUUAAUGGCACUACUGCAAAGGCAAGGACGAUUCCACAAAUUCGUGGUAACGUUGUCGUUUAUCGCAACCCGAAGUGGACUCCUCAAAUGGACAGAAAACUUCAACAGCACACGAUCCAGCGAAUCUUCUGAGCCGCACUUUAGUGAGAAGUACGCCCGCGCGUACGACUCGGAAUGGUACCGGAGAGCGGUGGAGCAUCACGCCAUUGAACCGGAGAGUUUCGUGUUCUCCGUGCCGUUCCGGGACGGCUCCGACCCGGAGGACUUCUCCGGGAAACCCCCGCUGGUGUUGGCCACUCACGCCGUGUUCGUGGAGUCCAGGGGACACAGGGCUCCAGCGGCAGUCGUCGGCCUGCACUUCCAACUUGAUUCUCUGGCGAAGCACUUCCUCAAUGUCACGUCAACGUGUACGGCCGGUAGCGUCUGCAAGAAGACUUGCGCCGGCGACGAGCUGGACUGCUACAUUCUGGACGACAACGGCUUUAUCAUCCUCUCGGAGGACGUGUCACAGACCGGGCGCUUCUUCGGUCAAGUGGACGGGACAAUCAUGGACUCGCUCGUUCAGGAUAAGAUCUACAAGAAGAUCGCUGUUCACGACCACCAGGGGAGGUGCCCGGACUCCCGCAGUCCGUUUAGCGGAGACGGCAAUAAGCUGUCGCCAUUAAAACCUUUCUCCUGGCUCGGAGGGUACCUCUCCAACUUGCUGGCGGUGUGGUAUCCGUUGUGGCAGACCGUCGUGGCCCGAGCCCAUCCCUACGCUGAAGAAGAUGCUGACUACGAAGACUACGAGGGCGAGGAUUUGGAACACGAGGAGGACGGGACCAGGGAGCACCAGCAGCAGCACUAUGAGAUCCUGGUGGCGGACUCCGGGGGCACGGAGCGGAGUCACGAGGUGCCCGGGCCGAUCACCCCGGGGCCGCCCCGCGAGCCCCCGCGAGAGGCCGCCCGCUCCGCCGCGGUCCGCCCCUGCGACACAAGCGCUGAACUCUUCACGCUCCAGUCCACUCGCCUCAACGCAGCGCAACCGCUCAAAGGGAAACUAACCAAUUGCCAUAAUUCUGGAUGUGAAAGGCCAUUCAGCGUGCAGAAGAUCCCGCACAGCAACCUGAUACUGCUGGUGGUGGACACGCUGUGCCCGUGCGGCGCCAAGCGGCUGGACGUGCGUGCGCGCGAGUCCCCGCCCCGCGCCUGCCGCGCCCGCUCCUCGCACGCCCGCUCCCGCCGCGCGCGUCCGCACCACUGCGUUUCGUACCACCCGGAGGAGAUCGAGAUCCAGUCGUGCGGUCGAGGUGGGCGCGCGGCGCUGUCGGUGGCGGCGCUCGCGGGCGUGCUGGCGCUGUGGGCGGCCACGUGACUGCCCCAGUCCGCACACUGAAGCUUCCGCCGUAUCCGCCAUAUCGACUCCCAUAUCACGAGUAACCUCAACCAUAUCGCUAAGUCGGAGAGCUUCGGGGGUCCCGGUCGAGUGUGAGUGCGUUCGGACCGCUCGUAGUGACUAUAUCGUGAAUGUAUCGUGGUGCAAACUCUACGCCAAUUUUAAAAUUCCCUUAUAUAUACGGUAACGUCUUUUGAUCUGCAUUUAUAUUAUUGGGUACGGGCAUCGGAGCCGGUCGAAUUAGGAUGAAUGAACUUAAAGUUUUGAUGAUUUUACUGACUGAAGUUUUGGUCCGACCAAGUGAACUUUUGAUCUUGUUUUAAGAUGGGAUAGUAAAUUUGUAAUAGGUAGGGUAAGAUUUCAAAGUUUUCUCUCAUCUUCGUCGAGACGGUGGCUGCUGACAUGCGGCGACAUUCGACCCCCAUCGUGACACGUUUCGAUGCGUGUCAGACUUCUGUAGAACUCCAGCCACAUUUCGUAUAAAAACAUCAUUAACCUAGAACAGAACGCGAUGCGCAGUCCAGUCUUAGAUCAAAUUUGUGGUAAUUAAACGAUUUCAUUGUAUCACGUGCGCUGAUUUCUAAUAGGUAGGUAAACGAAUAUCUUGUUAAAUUUAAUUGAGAAUUUUCACAAACUCGAAAGGUCUAUAAAAUAAAUUAUAGCUAAUGUUAAUAAGUAUUAAAUGAUUAAUGUAAAGUAAUAUUGUUUCAAACUGUUUUAGAAAAAUUUACCUAUGUUGAACCUGAUUUAUUUCGUACCGGGCGCGGCGAGUGCGUCGUGAAGUUGGCGACAUUCUGCGCGAGGUGUCACGUGGAUCGCGAUUCGCAGAAAACCGUCAACUUCACACGUUAACUUUUUGCCAUUUAUUUGUUUCCCUUCAACGUUGGUUAUGUCGGCGAAAUGGUUUCCUAAAACGUAUAAUAUUACACGAGCGACGUUGGAGCGCAACACAUAGAUGAACGAAAACGUUUACUGGCCGAUCGCAAAUAUUGUAAGCACUUAUAGGAUUAUUAUUAUUGUAAAUAAGAGAUUAAUUUGUAGACAAUUUAUUUGCUGAAUUUAAGUGUGCCUAUUUAAAAUUAAUGAUUGUUACUUAAACUACAGCGUCGCCAAGGAGCCAUCGACAACUAACAGUAUUAGAACAGUAAUUAAGUUACUACCAAAAUAUACUACACCUAUUUUUGAUCACUUUAAAGUUUCACGUUGAUAGAAUAUUUUUUGGCCUAGCAGUACAGCGUCUCAGUUUUACGUGUAAGAAACAUUUUGGUGUAUUUUUGGCGACUUUAGUCACUAGAGUUUUUCUCGCCUAAUAUUCGAUAAUGUUAAAAUUUGAAACCUAUCGACGUCAUCUUCAUUGUAAAUAUUACCUUGGAGGGCCUAUUUAAAGUAUGUGUGUUGCUAUGUUAAAGGUGUAUGUUCUAUUUUAUGAGGAUUUUUCCUUGUGACUUUGUACCAGAAAAAUUGUUCAACAUUGCCACUCGGAGAACCUUUCGCACCCCGAUCAGUGUGUCUACGUCUCGUCUCAAACUUCAAAAUUAAAAAAAAAAAUGUUGAACACUUCUUCUCCUCGACACAUACAUUUUCAUUCAUUAAAUAUUGGAGUUUAUAAAAUCUAUAUUCUACUAGCUCAUAUAAAUCGACUACAUGUAAAAGUAUGUAUCAUGUUACCUAGUUAAAUACAUAACAUAGCGAAUAUGAUAAACGGUCGAGCCUGCCGUUGUCCAUGCAACCCACAACAUGAAAUAGUACAAAACUACAUACUCCUUUCGUCAUGUGCCAAAACACAAACUAAUAGAUAACUCAGGAUUACUCGGGACUUUCCGGGGUUGUUCGGGACUUUUCGGGGUUACUCGGGACAUCAUGGGACUUCCCCGGGGUUACUGGGUACCUUAACAUGGGACGAAGGCAUGCCCGAACUUAGUUAAAAACAUUUGAUCGCAGUAGCUUUUUUAUUGUUAGAAACAUUUUGUGUUAUUUGAUAAAAGUAUGUAAUAUUUGAUUAAAACAAUUGCAUGUAAUGUAAACACAAUGCAAAAACUACCAUUUGCAUGUUUAAAUUUGAAAUUUAAAGUGUAAACAUAGACAAUAAUAUUCGAAUUUCAACUCUACCACCAUAUCUUAACAAUAAAAUUGUUAAAAAUCAUAAAAUAAUAAUUAUUAGUAUGUAUGUAUCAACUUUUAUAAUUUUAAUUUUUUUUUUUGCAUUGUGCAUAGACAAGAGGCCACUGCGAUCAAACCCCACAUAAAUUAUUACUGUAACAUUUCAUAAUCACGUGUCGUAAUGAACUGUUGGGACGCUUUUGAGAUAUUGUACAUUUUGUAUAAAUAUAACAGUAAGUGUAUCGGGCGUAUAGCUGACCGGGCGCGGGGGGGAGCGCGGGGCGGCGUGCGACUGUGUUGAAUGUGCUUCUUGUAAGCGUCGAGUCUUCCAUAGCGGUCGGGCGCGGGCGUGUACUGUAACUUAAGUAUUAAACGAUAAUAAUAGAGUAUACUUAUCAUAGCAUAGAGCACUCGCGAGUUUAGUUAACUGACUACAGACACAAAACGAUUACCUCGUUUAGUUACGCCGUAGUAGGCACGUUCAGUGUUCGUUUCGCGUUUUGUUAUUGGACAUAUCAACUCAGGCACCAAUCGAGACUAUAGUGUAAGCGGUUUUUAGAUUUUUUCUAAUCGUUUCUUGAUGAGAAAGGCCUGAGAGCGAAUUUUUGCGUCGACGCUCGAGUUGGGCGGAUAUUCAAUGUAGGAGCGUUGAGCUAUUGGUAAAAAAGAGUGCGUGGCAAAAAUUCGUUCCCGGGUCUCAAAUUUUUCUGAAUUCAAUUUUUUUCGAAAUAGCGAUUUCUUUCUAGACGUUGCUAAUGUGACAGUAUUAAGUAUAUACACAUUUUUAUAUAUUUUUAAAUAAAUAAUAAAACUGCUAUUCCUUUAAGGUUAUUCCGAUGUGUACAUCGUCCGUCUAAAUCUAUUACUAGUUUCGGAUAUAGUUUGUGCGUGUUUUCGAAAGCCUGAUGACGAAUCGCAAUUUGGACCUUUGACAGUUCUUUUUUUUAAAUUUGCCGUUUCACAUGCGUACACGAUUUUCUAAAAAUUCCAAAUUUAAUUUCAACCAUCGGUCACUUGUGACGCUUCUAGAAGUUAGGUAUCGAAAUUCAAAAACGAAUUGCGAGGGUAAAAUUUUGAUGUUGCCGUUUUAACGUUUGUUUUCUUACACUUUGAAAUUUUUGAAUUAUAGUUGUUGUAUUGUAUAUUCGGGGCACAGUCAGCUGUGGACGCGGAUCCCUAGCGUAAUUCUAGUGAAUAUCUUUUGUUACUUGCCAGUUCAUGCUAUAGAUAAACAGUAAUUAAAACAAUAAAAGUUCUCUUAUAACAGUU
This is a messenger RNA of Aricia agestis (brown argus), 7081 nucleotides long. It is a transcript of the gene stol, whose product is annotated as voltage-dependent calcium channel subunit alpha-2/delta-3. Gene Ontology annotation, cellular component: voltage-gated calcium channel complex. Bases 68 to 3691 code for a protein of 1207 amino acids. Gene Ontology annotation, molecular function: voltage-gated calcium channel activity. The transcript has 26 exons. The record is from RefSeq and is a predicted model, not a curated record. Lineage: Eukaryota; Metazoa; Arthropoda; Insecta; Lepidoptera; Lycaenidae.